GUGAUGGUAAAAGCAGCAAAUUAAAUUAUCCUUUGUCGACUCGGUUGUGGCCCAUCGUUUGUCGCGUAACAUGCAGCACAAACUGCUGUGUUCUGUGUUUGUGUGCGAGUGUGUGUGUUUACUAGCCUGACGCCAAGGACAGCGAAUCCGCUCAGCGACAGUCAGUCAUCGACUGUGAUGCGUACCGUAAGGAGGAAGAUUGUUUUACCUUCGGUGCUCAGACAAGAACCUUAGUUUUGCUUUCUUGCUACAAUUUGAAAAGUUACUUCUAGAAACUACACACAGAAUCCAAAAUGUCACAGCAAGUGUCGUUAACUGCAAGUGUGUAAAAACGUUAAUUGAGCCCCCUAACCAACCGACACAACCACCUGACGCAGGCUGAAUUCUUCAAAAAUCACCCAACGUAAGGUACACUGUUGCCUUCGCAGCCAUCGCCGCCUACUGCUAAGUUGUGUUCACCUGCCUAAAUGCUGUAAACAAGCACUGAGAUACAUCCUGCUGAUUGUUGACUAGGAUCAACAGUAUAAUCAUCAUCGCCGUUUGCAAUUGCUUCGUAAAAAGGACAUUGCGUGUGUUGUGUGUUCUGUGUGCGUGCCUCUCUCCUGCUGCUUUGGCAUGCUGUGUAACAACAACGACGACCCGAUGAAGAAGUAGUAGUAUCCGUAUUUGGGGUUUCCUUUUUUCAGUUUCCACGAUCGUGUUGUGUUUUUUCUUAGUUUUAUUUGCAAAGACAUUCGUUUUUGUGAGUUUCUGUUACUGCGUUUUUGUAUUUAUAUUUUGUGUUUAAUAGUGUUUAAUUGUAUAGUUUAUUCUGCAGUAGAAAGAUUGCUUUCAAUCCAAAACUACCCGUAAGAGCGAGCGAGGGAGAGAUAAAGAGAUCACGUAAUAGAAAUUGAACAAGGAUAGCAAAGUUCAAACAAAUUUGCAUCGUGUAUACUAAUCCGUUUGCGUAUAAGUGUUUUGUGUAAAGUGUAUUGAACGAACGUGCAAAGUGCUCGCGCGUGUGUGUGUUUGUGUGUUUGUGUGUGCGUAUUUUAUUUUAAUUUAUUACGACACCAGAUUUCAUCUGGCACCGAGGACACACUUUGUACCCACUUCGGAACAGGAGGGCUAAGUAAACCCACAACAAAGAGAGUAAAAGAGAGAGAGAGAGGAUACUCUAGGAAAGACCAGAGCCAGACAACACGUCAAAAUGAGGAAAACCGACACACAAAUGAACGUAGCUGGCAUACGUCGCAACAUCAAGAACCUCGCCCACAACUACUCCGAUGCGCAGGUGAAGGUGCGGGAAGCCACCUCGAACGACCCAUGGGGCCCUUCGUCCACGAUCAUGGCGGAGAUUGCCGACCUCACGUACAACGUGGUGGCCUUCUCCGAAAUCAUGCAGAUGAUCUGGAAGCGCAUGAACGACCAUGGCAAAAACUGGCGGCACGUGUACAAGGCACUGCUACUGCUGGAGUACCUCAUCAAAACGGGUACGGAGAAGGUGGCGCAACAGUGCAAGGAAAAUAUCUACGCCAUCCAAACGCUGAAGGAAUUCCAGUACAUGGAGGAGGGCAAGGAUCAGGGCAUGCACGUGCGCGAAAAGGCGAAACAGCUCGUAUCGCUGCUAAAGGAUGACGAGCGGCUGAAGAACGAGCGGGCCCGUGCCCUGAAGGCGAAGGAACGUUUCGCCCGAACGGCGAGCGGGUUCGGUAGCGAUGGUUCGAUCGAUGGUCCAACGCAGCGUGACCCAAGGCCACCGAACUGGGGCGAAGGCGAACCGAUUGCGGGGGCAGCAACGAGCGGUGUCGGCAAGCCGGUGUCUGAGAUUGAGUUCGUGCGACCGCAGACGGUCGGCGAGGAGGAAUUGCAGCUGCAGCUAGCGAUGGCUAUGUCGCGCGAGGAAGCGGAACAGGAGGAGCAAAAGCGCCGCAGCGACGAUGUUCGAUUGCAGUUGGCACUCAGCCAAAGCGAGCAGGACUUCAAGAAAGACGGCGAUCCCCCAGCAGGAAGUAGCGCGUUGGUGGAUUUGUUGGACAUUUCUUUCGGAGCGGCAUCCAUAAGCAGCCCGUCUCAGCAACCGCUCGCCGGUCCCUCCGGUACCAGUGGUACGAUCGAUCCUUGGGGAAUGCCCGUUGCCGGUGGAUCCCGACCGACGACGACGGAUCCCUGGUCGCGAACCUCAUCUCCGCCGGCGGUAGUAGAUCCGUGGCUAAACACUGCAUCGGCCCUACCUACGGCGGGACCAUCCACCUCGAAACCUCCGCUGCUUGGAGCGGACACGUGGCAACCGCGCACACAAUCGCCCUCGGUAACGUCUGGUUCGUCGGUUGAGGGUUGGUUGCAAAAUGGUGCAGGUGCAGGUGCCGCUGCUGCCGCCGGACCGAUGAUGAUGAAUGGUGCCGGAGCUUCAAAUGGAAACCUGGACCCGUGGUACAGCAAAACGAAUGCUGUCCCUAUUGGAGCUACUGCGCCUCCCAUGGGCGUUGCAUCUGGCGAUCCUUGGCAAGCGAAUAAACGAUCCACGCCCGUGCCUACUGCUGCUGCUGCUGCUGCCAGUGGUGAUCCGUGGCAGGCAAACACAUCUGCUGUUAAGCUAGACCCGUGGGCUCCAGUUAGCAAUAACUCAGCCACGGGAAGUGUUGGAGAUUUGGAAGCUACCUUUGGCGCAGCUGGUGGACCUCUGAUGAAUCGACCCUCGCCCGUUGGUGCUAUCACUUCACCGGUUUCCGAUCUGGACGAGUUUGACAUUAUUACCAAGCGGGCGGCAAGCAACAACAGUAGCGGCAGCACCACCAACAACAAUAAUAAUCACAAUGCCGCUAGCAACAAUCUGAAUAACAACAGUUCACUGCUUCUCGGGGACCUAGAUCCACUGUCAUCCUCCGGCACGAACUCGAGCUCACCCAGCAUGGGCGCGUCGACGGCCGCAAAGAAGACACCGCAAUCGUUCCUCGGCGAAAACUCGGCCCUCGUAAACCUGGACAAUCUAAUCAAACCAAUGCCGAGCGGUGGCAGUGUGGCAGCAGCGGCCACAUCGUCCGCGGCUUACAAUCCGUUCGGCGAAACCGGCGGUGCCGGUGCACCCGUACAGAAGAACCUAUUCCAACAGAAUCAACCUCAGGUUCCGUCCAUCAAUCAAUUGAAACAGUCCCCGUUCCCAGUAACGCUUAAUCAGGACCCAUGGGCACCGGUUGCAAACAUGACCACAGCGCAACCAACUGCUGAUGAGGACGAAACGGAAUACUUUCCGUUCCCAACGGUUGAUGUGAAUGCAAACAGUGAGCUUUCAUCAGCCUCUUACGCACGUGCGGCUACCGAUUACCAACAGCAAUACCAACAACAGCAGCCACAAAAUUGGCCACCUCCAACGGCUCACUUGGAACACAUCGACUGUCGUCUCAACGAUACCGGUGUUACCAUCGAGGAUGACAUUUUCAACACCAACUACGCAAUCGCACCUUCCGCAGCGCCGGGUGGCAACAUCGAACGACAUCUGUCUGCUGCACAGCUGGAUAGUACGCGCCCACUGCGUCAGCUGUACGAUUUCCACUUUGCUGUCGAUGACGAUACGCUCGAUGUUGCCGGUCCUGGUGGAGGAGGGACGUCGGCUUUUACUACUACUACUACUACAGACGCUUUCAAUCAUAAUGACAAUCGUCAGGGUGGUGGCAAUAAUACGACCUUUGCUGAUACAUGUCACGCUAACAACAAUUACCACGCCAAUCUAAACAAUAACAAUAGCGCUCCCUGGAUGAAUCCUCAAUCGUCGAAUCCAUUCCUCUCGUAACCAGUUCCCACAACCCAGCUUAGAUGUCCGUGGCGCAGUGCGCCCCUGGCAACAUCCGCAGAACCUUCGUGCUCUCGACCCAACCAUUAGCAAGGGUGCAAUCAAAAUGAGCUUGUUAUGUGUAUGGAACAUGAAGCAAGCGCCGAGAGGGCGUUGAGAUACAAUCACAAGAGGGGGUAGUAGAUGAAAAAGGUGAGAAGAAAGGCACGGAUAACGUGAAAUGUAAACCUAACCAAACCAAGUUUUUAAAAAAUGGAGAGGGAGAACAGUAGCAGAACCCAGGAGGCAAUACGACACUAAACUCACACUAACCAACCAACCAAGAAUAGGGUAGUGAAGCAAAAUCAAGCAAACAGGAAUAGAAUACAUCGAGCUAGUUUUCUACGUUUCUAACCGGAACCGGAAAUCACCUUUAA
Molecule: messenger RNA, 4188 nt
Organism: Anopheles merus
Lineage: Eukaryota; Metazoa; Arthropoda; Insecta; Diptera; Culicidae
Gene: lqf
Product: epsin-1
Exons: 13
Coding region: 1193-3772 (859 amino acids)
Biological process (GO): endocytosis
Cellular component (GO): clathrin vesicle coat; endosome; plasma membrane
Molecular function (GO): phospholipid binding; clathrin binding
Source: RefSeq, a predicted model, not a curated record